AGGAUGUCUGUGACGGGGAAGAAGGAAUUUGACGUAAAGCAGAUCCUCAGGCUCCGCUGGCGCUGGUUUAGCCAUUCAUCCCAAGGUUCGGCUGGCAAUGGAGGUGGUGGUGUUGGUGGAGUGGGAGGCUACAUCCAACAGGAUGGCCUGGACCACAGAGGGACGCCCUCCCAGGGUCGACUGAAGAGUCACUCUCGGGAAAGAGGUGUUGCAGGACUAUGGAAGACAAACAGCCCGGUCCACAGCAUCUUGGCACCAACGUCAGGGCCCACACCUGUCUAUGUUAGAGUGGGGCAUCAGUCAUGGCACCAUCAACAGAACACCAUUCAGGGUCUUCAUGUCAGUGAGGAGACUUCAAAGAGCAGUUCGUCACCCAGCACCACAAGGAAAGAGGACAUUAACAGUGGGCAGGAAGAUGUGAAGAGCAGUAGAGAGGAACCUGCAGAGAUGGAGGCCAGAGAGAGGUUGGCUCUAAGCACCUUCUCCAGAAUGAAUACCACCUCCUCAGAUGAGUUCUUCCAAGCCACAAAUCACGCAGAGCUGACUUUCCGUAAGAUGGAGACAUACCUCCAGCACAAGCAGCUGUGUGACGUCCUCUUGAUAGCAGGGGAUCACAAGAUACCCGCUCACAGAUUGGUUCUGAGUGCUGUGUCAGACUAUUUUGCUGCUAUGUUCACCAGCGAUGUAAGAGAGGCAAAGCAAGAGGAAAUCAAGAUGGAGGGAGUGGAUCCAGAUGCUCUUAGAUCUCUGGUUCAUUUUGCCUACACUGGUGUCCUUGAGCUGAAGGAGGAGACUAUUGAGAGUUUAUUGGCGGCAGCUUGUCUCCUCCAGCUUUCACAAGUCAUCGAGGUUUGCUGUAACUUUCUGAUGAAACAGCUUCAUCCCUCCAAUUGCCUCGGAAUACGUUCCUUUGCAGAUGCCCAGGGCUGCGUGGACCUGUUCAAUGUGGCUCACAACUACACCAUGGAACACUUCCUGGAGGUUAUUCAGAACCAGGAGUUCCUGCUGCUUCCCACAGUCGAGAUUGUUAAGCUGCUCUCCAGCGAUGACAUCAACGUCCCUGACGAGGAAACCAUCUUCCAGGCUUUGAUGUUGUGGGUGCGGCAUGAUGUUCAGCAUCGACAGCAGGACCUGGGUGUGCUCCUCGCUUUUAUCCGCCUGCCUCUUCUUCCUCCACAGCUCCUGGCAGAUCUGGAAAACAACAAAAUGUUCUCAGAUGACCUGGAAUGCCAAAAGCUGCUGAUGGAGGCCAUGAAGUACCAUCUGCUGCCUGAGCGACGACCGAUGUUUCAGAGUCCGAGAACCAAACCUAGAAAGUCCACCGUGGGUGCACUUUACGCUGUAGGAGGGAUGGACGCCACCAAGGGCUCUACCACCAUAGAAAAGUACGACCUGCGGACAAACACUUGGGUCCAGGUUGGAGUCAUGAAUGGACGUAGGCUGCAGUUUGGUGUGGCGGUAAUAGACAACAAGCUGUUUGUGGUUGGAGGGAGAGAUGGACUCAAGACGUCCAACAUGGUAGAGUGCUACAAUCCAAUCAGUAAAGUGUGGUCCACCAUGCCCCCCAUGUCAACACACAGACAUGGACUGGGUAUUGCUGUGCUGGAGGGCCCCAUGUACGCCGUAGGCGGCCAUGAUGGCUGGAGCUAUCUCAACACAGUGGAGCGGUGGGACCCACAGGCCCGGCAGUGGAACUAUGUGGCGAGUAUGUCCACACCGCGCAGCACCAUGGGAGUCACAGCGCUCAAUGGAAAGUUGUUUGCGGUGGGUGGUCGAGACGGCAGUUCGUGCCUGAGGUCAAUGGAGUGCUUCGAUCCACACACCAACAAGUGGAGCAUGUGCGCUCCCAUGGCCAAGAGGCGAGGAGGAGUGGGUGUGGCAACAUACAACAACUUCCUGUAUGCUGUAGGUGGACACGACGCCCCGGCCUCCAACAAUUGUUCUCGACUCUCCGAUUGUGUUGAGCAGUAUGACCCAAAGACGGACAUGUGGACCACUGUGUCCUCCCUCAGUGUCCCCCGAGACGCGGUGGGCGUGUGCCUGUUGGGUGACAGGCUGUACGCUGUCGGUGGAUACGACGGUCAGACGUACCUGAACACUGUCGAGACCUAUGAUGCACAGAACAACGAGUGGACUGAGGAGGUCCCUCUGAAAGUCGGCAGGGCGGGCACCUGUGUGGUGGUGGUGAAAUUGCCUUGAGCUGUUUUGUCUCAUGGCUCCACGGGAAACAAAUGAGCGGGCGAGAGCUACAAAGAAGAGUGGACAAACAAAGCAACAGAACACGGACACAUAUUUCGAGACUUAUGCUUUUAUUGUUAUUAUUAUUUCUUCUUCUUCUUCUUUCUUUUUUUUUUAAAAUCUGCCCUCCAGAUUCUUACGGGGGAGACAGAGAGAGAGCCUUGCCCACAAACCAUUGUCUCUCUCAUUAGUGGACAUGAUGUCUCCCUGCUGAGCGCUUGUUCACACACUGGAAUGCUCUGCGCAUUCUUCACAUUCUCACCCGAUCAAGAAUUUUCAUAGACUUGGCUCAGCUGUAGCAAUUCAGUGCCAACCCUUUGUUGUAUGGGUUUGUUACGCUACAUUUUAUGAAAAGUUCUAUUUGUGUCUGUAACAAAAAAAGAAGACCAAAAACAACAACAAAAAAAGAGUCCAAUUUAGUUUUACAUUUAUACACAAACAUUUCCUAUCAGUGCCAUCACAUACAGUAUAUUUUUGGGUUUAUACUCCUCUUUAUAGCCAUUCAGAAACAAACAUGUGAUAUAUAUAAAUGUUAUAUCAGUGUCUUUUCUUGGUCGGUGAUCUGAUUAGACUCUUACUCUUUAGUAAAGGGAUCCAUGCCAACUCUGAGAGUGAUGAGUUCAUUCAGGCCUGUUUAGAGUUUUAGGGAUGAAAUCAAAACUUUUUUUUUGCUGAAUAAUAUGUUCGAACAUUGUUCUUUCACUCUUGUAAAUUGAGUCUGUAGCUGCAGAACACCAAAGUAAUUUGAUUGUCUUAGAUGAAGUCCUGUUGAGCAUUCAACGACGGUUUACAAAAUUGUGAAUUACAGAGAAUAUAUCAUAUUGAUAUUUCACAUUGCUGUACAAACUUUUGUGAACUUUUGGAAACAGCACUUGUGUCAUGCCUCAGCCAGCACCAUUGACGUCAUUCUUUUCAUUUGUGGACAUGCGAGAUGACCUAGUGUUUUAUUAGAUUUACACAAUGCCCCACAUCAAGGUCAUUGUCUCUUCUGUAUUUUAAGAGAUUUACUGCCUUCUUGAUCACACACACACACCCACACACACACACACACACACAUCACGGCCACUGCAUUUACAGUAAACCUGAAGAAACAGCAAACCAUGGCUACAUGGCCCAAGGUACAGUAGAUCCAAACCACCCACAUUUCUGACCUGACACUUUUUUAUUUUUAUUUGACUCUGAUCAGAAUUUUUGGAUUUAUAGUUUAGCAGACAUCAUAAAAAGUGCACAUCGCUAACUUACUCACAAUAAGAUCUAUUAGGAACUGAAAUUGCAACAUGAUUUUUGGGGGCCAAAUGUUUAUGUUUUUAUUAUAAUUUUGUACAGCAUGGAAACCUAUAAAUAAAGCAAGUUCAGUCUUUUCUG
Messenger RNA from Solea solea (common sole), 3603 nucleotides. RefSeq names its product kelch-like family member 4 (gene klhl4). The transcript has 11 exons. NCBI's taxonomy places the organism in Eukaryota, Metazoa, Chordata, Actinopteri, Pleuronectiformes, Soleidae. Bases 4 to 2199 code for a protein of 731 amino acids. Gene Ontology annotation, molecular function: protein binding. The record is from RefSeq and is a predicted model, not a curated record.